AUGAGCGGCGGAAGCAGACGGUCGAUUAGUUCGGCCGACAAUUCCCAAAACCAAAAAACCUCAAUUUUAACAUUAUCGGUGCUGGGACUGAGUGGUACUGAUUCACAAAAAGGUGCAGUUGGAGUGGGGAAGUCAGUGUUUUGUAAUCGACUGGUCAGACCACAUUACAAUGACUUUAACACCGAACAUGUCAGCUAUUUGUCACAGGUAUGGGAACACAAAUUCAACUUUUGAGGAUUUUAAUACUAAAAACUUUAGGUUCAAAAAAUGUUUUUCACUUUUUUUUUGUGCAGCCUGCGCAUUGGUGAAAAGUCUCGGGCGCAAGCUGAAAAUAAUUAAAGCAAAAAAUUGUCAAAAUUUUUAAGCUUUUAAGUAAAACCAUAUUAUGUUUAAAAUAAGCUUAAUUUUAGGCCGAUUUCAACUGUUCGUCAGUAAUAAACGGCAAUCACUGGUUAUAUUGGGGCGAAGUUGAUCUGGACCGAAGUGAUUAUGCUGGGCCGAGUAAUCGAAUUCGUGUAAUUGAACAAACAACGUUUCUGAAUGACGAAACUUUUGAACCUCAUCCUUCUCGUAUUCCGGAUUACUGUAAUCGAGCCGUGCGGACCGAGCUGGAAUCCAAAGGAAAACUCAUGUAUAUAUGUCGGGUAGGAUAAUAUAUCGUAUUUUUUCGGUGGGUUAGUAAAAAAUAUUAAAAACUUUUGGUUAGAAAUGACUUACAUGGUGUUUUAUACGAUUCCUGAUAAUUUUUACCUUGUUUUAUUUUUUAGUUUUUAUCAAAACUUGAGAUUUAAAUUUUAUACACUGCAACGAUUUGAUCUUAAUGUUAAGAUUAAAAUUUUGAAAUCAACGAAUAACUCUUUGUUUCAGGAUCAAUUAGGCCAGGAAUCUGAUUUUGUGUGCCACGAACUUCAAAAUGGCAAAGCAAAAGUUGACGCCUUUGCCAUAAUGUACGAUGUUUCCUAUGUUGAUGGUCGAAUGAUGCCGUUUCAGACGGAGAAAGUGACAGAACUUGUUAAUUUAUGUUUGAAAACAAAGAAGCCGGUGUUUUUAUUGGCUUCCAAGUGUGAUAAACAAGAUCCGAACGGAAUGAGCGAGUUCAGAAAGUUGUGUUCGAAGAAGGAAUUCGCCAAAACUUCGAACUUUCAUUGGGUAAAUUCGGAAUUUUUUAAACUUUGAGGGCAGUAAAGAGCUUUUCUGCUUAUGUUAAGCAUAGUUUUUAGUUUAUUUUGAUUUUAUGGUUAAGAAGAUUAUAGAAGACUUUUAAGAAGUAUUUACAACAAUAAUUUACUUGAUUUUAUAAAGGCUUCCUAAAAUAUUUUACGUUUUUGUUGUAAUUUUACUGAUAUUUGACAAUUUAGGCAGAAAUCAGUGCGUUUGAUAAUGUUAACGUAGCGGACUUUCUAUAUUUACUGGCCCAAACAGUUGAUAAAGUGAAGAACAAGCUCAAUAUGUCAAUGUUUGUGGAUUCAGAACGUCUGAGAACACGUCGAUUAACUGCUGUUAGGUAAAUUAUAUUGUUCCAGCUUUAAAGGGCAUUAAAAAGACUUGAUUAUUUUGGUAUAUAAUUUAAAUUUUUCUAACAAAAUCACGAUUAAUUAGGUAUAAAACAUGUUUGAGAUGAUUUUUGAAGGUUUCCUCGUGCUUUUGAGUAUAAAACGGUAAAAUUUGAAAAGAUGUUUGAUGGGUAAUCUUUCAAAAGCAAUUGGAGAAAAGCAAAGGCUUUGACGUCAUCAGCUCUUAAUGAGUUGGAUAACUGCAGAUCCACGGAAACACUUUGCACGCAUAAUUAAAUUUCAAUUGCUUUUUUGGAUUUAAAAAUAAAAGCCAAAAACCAAAAAAAAGAAUUUUUUAAAUAUUUUUUAAAAGAUUUAUGUUUUUAAAUUUAAAUUUUAAAAGGUUGGGCAGCAAUCAGGGCCGGGCGCGAGGGGGGGGACGGGGGGACGGGGGGGUACAGAAAAAAAAAUUUUUUGAAAAAAGUUGAACGUGGUCCCCCCUGCGGAUUUUCGGAAAAAAAAAUUUCGCAAAAAAUCGGCUCACCUGUGCUGAUUUUUUUGGACCCCCGCCCCCAGACCAAAAGUCCCCUCCCGGCCCUGGCAGCAAUAACAAUAUACAUGAAAAAAAAUUAUUUUGCUAUUUUAAUCGUUAUUUUAUAUUAUACUUGAUUCUACUGCACUUUUAGUGCCGACUUUAACGACCUUCUCCACCAACUAGUGCCUCGUGAAGACUUCCCCUCUCAACAAGGCCAACUGAGUUGGGAGGUUCUUUUAACUGACUUCGGAGUCAACUGUCAUCCUGCCUACAUUGCGUAUGUAGCCGAGUAUGGUGCUCGUUCCGCAGCAUCACAGUUCGAAGAGCAUUGUCGCGUACUGCGGGAGUGGUGGUUGGAACGAGAGCUGAAUGAGCGAUUACCUGUGCUGCGGGACGUGUUGAGGCGAAUGUUCGGAAGGUCAUACAUGUGCCAAACCAACUGGGAACAGCUGAGGACCGAGUUGGAGGCCCAUCCCCACUUCCCCACCUAUUUCCAACCGCUGGGCCGAAGUGUUGGUAAGUUUGUUGACUUUUUUUGAUUUGAUUAUUUAUGUCUUCUUAUUCUUCACUUUCACGGCCUUGCAGCCACACGUUUUGCAAGAGGGAUUGGAAUUAGGUGUUUAUAUUGUGAUAAAGAACGGUGGAGAUAUGUGUUUAUAUUUUGAAAAGAUAAGCUGUAGAUAUUUGUUAAUGUUGUGAUAAGAAAGAAUGGGAUUAAGUGUUUAUCUUAUGACAAGUUUGGAAUUUGGUGUUUACUCUAAAUGAAAGAAGGCAUUUCUUAGGUUUAAGUAUUUACUGUUCGGGAUAUGUUGUUGUUUAUAAGGUCGACAAUAUUUAUUGUUUGAUAAUUUUCAAGAAUUUUUGAAAAAAAUGCACUUUUAAUUGUUAAAUCAGCCUUGUUUUUCUUCAUUUUUUGAAAUUUUUCUAUAUUACUCAAUACCAUCGGAUAAAAUAUCACAGGAUAAGUAGUAUAGGUUAAAGAAUGGUGCUCGUAGCCUGUCGCUUUAGAGAAAUACCUUCACUUUCUAAAAUUUUUGAAAUUUUUAGAGCGCUACAAACGUCGUUCCGAAGUAGAUGAUCGUAUUCCAAGCGAGGUUUUGCAGAAGCCUGAAGCUCGAGACUUAUUUCACGAAUACCAACGUGAACUUUUGGAUGAAAUUGCACUAGAAAGACAGGCUGACAAAUUUCGAAAACUUUUGGAGACGAAAGACGCUGUAACUCCAGGAAGAACGUAUUCUGAUGCCAAGGUAAUGUGUCAUGAGAUUACCGAGUUUGAGAAUGCGUUACCGCCGGAGAAUGCACGGUACAUCUACGAAGAUUAUCAGGUAGGGAGAGGUAGUAUAUGUGUAGGGUGGAUAAUAUAAAUAAUGAUGGGUAAUAUGAAUCUUAAUGGAUAAUAUAGAUAUUGAUGACAUAAUUGACGGAAAAAUUUUGUAUAAUGUCUUUGGAAUUCAUAAACUUAUUUUACUUAAACAAUCUUUUAAAAACUUAUCAAAAACAAUUAAAAUUUUAAUUUUGAAAUUUCAGAAAGAUUUGAAGAAAAAAGCUCAAUUGGACUUCAACGAGUUAUUGUUGGAGAAUAUCAGCACUUUUGUCGAUUUGAUUGUGGAAUGGAGGACGAAGCAACUUCACGAUCCGAAUCGGAUCAGUUGCUUGAGUGAACGAGAGUUCAACAUUAUCUGUAGCUCGUUGAUUGAAGAUAAAAGGUAAUUUUAGUUUUUAUAUAUUAUGGAGCUUUACUAUUUCUUGCUUUAUUUUUCUCUACUUUUUACAGCCUUACUCUAUAUCACUAACUCUACAUUGCCCUUAUCUGUCUUCAAUUAUUUUAUUAUCUUUUAAUUUUCUAGUAAAGCUUUAUCUUAUCCUACUUUGCUUGACUAUAAAGAAAGUAAGUAUAAAGUUUAAUUUGUAGGUAUCGCGACAUGAGUGGACUAGCCGACAAACGCCGUGAAUUGAUCUCAAAAAUGGCUAACUUUGUGUCCAUGCCUCUAACUUGUUUUUGUUUAGCUGGAGACAAGUGUGCCGAUGUUAUCAUCUCUCAAAUGGUAGCUGACAUUAGGUAAAUCUUCUGCUAUUUUAAAAUGAGUUUUCUGAUUUUUUUUUGGAAAAGUUGAACUGGGGAGGAUAUUGUUUUUUGUGUUACUAUUUUUACUUUAGGAUGCGCUUACAGUUAGAGGACUACUUUUUUGAACAUCAUAACUUACCUUAUUUCAGAUACGACGCCAACGCCUUCUGUUCGAUUGAAGCUGAUCUCUUUGGUGAAUCAGACCUGGUCAACAAGUUCAUGUGGGCUUUGAACUCAGUUCUACCAGCUGACAAACUUUAUCAUCAAAACGAUCGUGUCGCCAAACUUAAUAUUCAUCCAGCGAAUCGAAGGAGAAGUGUUCAGAACAAUCGUGUCAGGACCCCGAUAUGUUUGAUCGAUUCUGCCAAAACUUGUCAUCAACUUCUGAGUGAAUCUGAGGAAUUAUUCAAGUUCGGGCCAAGUCCAUUGUUUGUUCUGAUUCCGAAUAAAAGUAACAAAGACAUAUCUGAUGGUCUGGAGAGGAUGGGUACUCAAUUGGCAGAUCGAUUUCAUGGAGUUUACAUUGGAGUGAAGGAUCUGGAGGAUGACAUCAUGAACAAUGACAUGAAUGGCAGCAGGUUUGAGUGGGUUUUCAAUUUUUUAUUGGUUUUUAAGGACUGGAAUUUAAAUCUUUGAUUAUUUAAAUUUGAAAAAAUUAAAUUUUAAAUUUUUUUUUAGUACCACUUUUAUAUUAUUGUCAUUUUCAGUACAAACCAACUAGACCAAGUUCUCCACGAGCUCUGCCUCGGCCAAAUGGGUACCAACUACACUGAUAUGAAAGUACGAGUAUCCUUCCUAUGUGACGACUCUCUAUCAAUGCAACAAGUCCUAACCCCCCUCCUUGAUCAAGUCGUCCAAACCGAUGAUUCCGGAGGCAGUUUCUGUUUAGAUGUGUCAUUGUCAAACGAACCUCUGAACGUGAGAGUUGGCUUUCAAUGUGGAUCGUAUCAUCAUUGGAUGUUGUCGAAAUGGCAGUUGAACACUUACAAUGGUCAUAUCUUGGUCUACAGUCCGAAUAGAAUGGCAUCGUGGAAGCAUGCGGAGACGUCGAUUCAACUUCUUCUGGAUGCUUCUGCUUAUUCAGUGCCAUCUCCAUCGAAUCUGUUGGAGAGGCAGAACAUGGCCAGGAGUAUUAUGUUGAUCGCGGUGGAUGAACCGAGCAGUUAUUUCAAGGAUAAGGUAAAAUUAAAAUUGGUUUUUUAAAUUCAAAAUAUUUUUUGAAUUUUGAAUAGGUUUUUUAAUUUUAAAAUAACUUUCGAGCUUUUGAUAGUACAAAUUAAACGUUUUAUUCCAUUUUUUAGUUACUUGAGGUCAUUUUUGAUACUAUUCUUAUAUUUAACAUACAUUAAUUUAUCUUAUUUUAGGACUCGAGCCAUUUGUUAGCUGAAGGAGCACGAUUGGCAGAAAAGAUCGGUUGUAAAUUCAUGGUAAUCUCAUCUUCAAUGCCACAAACAGCUCAAUUCCAAUUCUACAACGACUACUUUUCUCAACUGAUUCGGCUGCCGGCAUUACCAGAUGCUACCUACACUGUGUGUUCUCAGAAUCCGGCAUUAUUUGUUACUAAAAGGUAAGAAACAGGGUUUGGGUAACAUCGUUUUGGUUAGAAAAAAGGAAGAUUUUUAUUUUUUAAUAGCUUGUCAAUUAAAAUGUAGUUAUUUUACACUGUUCCUAAGUCGCUUUUAGAUGUUUUGAAUUGAAAACGGCUUUCUACAGUAAUAUAAUUGAGUUUUUAUUACUUCAAAGUCCUCAAUAACUCCAACAAAGAACCAAACUUUUUAUAUUAUUCAUGUUCCUUCGAACAUAAUUGCCGGAAAUGGAUUUGACGGUGGGGUUUGAUAUGUUGUUCAUGGCCUGGAUUCACCUCCAGUCUUUGGGAAAGCCUUUGGUUGCGUGGCGUUUCCUUUCCGGUCGAAAAAGAGGCAAAAGGGCAGGGGCCCUGAGGGCUUGGAGACUAGAAACCCCACGGAACAGCUGGGAUUCUGCCGGGCGCCGCGCUCCAACCCCCCUCCGAAAACACAUUCCCAUUUUUGGUUUUAUAUUCACUGGCAUUAUAUGGCAAAUCAAGGCGUUUUUUCUUGUCCAUAUUAUGUCUUCUUGGGGCCGAGGGCCGCGGGCCUUCAUAAUUCGUAUCGUCAUGACAUUCUUCGUGUCUUAUAGUUUGUCAUAUGGCUAGUUGCGGUAUUUUUACCGUUUUCUUGAGUUUGGGCUUUGGAAUUUUAAUAUGCUUUUUAGUAGUUACUUUUAAAAGCACGAUACAGGUAGUUGUUCUUUUAAAAAAUAUAAUACAAAUAGUGGUUACUUAAAAAAGAAUGAUACAGUUUGAAAUUUUUUAAAAUGGCUGAAUUUCUUGUCGUUUUUGAAAGUCGAAACCAACGUUUAUAUGCGACCAGAAGAAUAUUUUUGGCACUAUUAUUAGUAGAAAUGACUUUUGGCAGGUUUUCUAGCUUCUUCGGUGGUAAUACUUGGUCUAGCCUAGUCCAAAACGCUUUAGAAAAGAUUUUGGUCCAGCCUGGUCUAACAAGGGAAGUGUCUCACCUCAUUCCGGAGAAAUGAAUGGAGACUAGGCUCAUUUGAAAGCCUAUUUGAAUAAAAAUUCAACAAAAAAAAUUUAGCUGCCGAAUAAGCCCCUGAGGCAAGUUAUGACGAUUUAAAAAUUUGCAGUGCUUUCCUUGGUUUGAGUUUGAAAACGAUUAGGAGCGAGAAAGAAAACAAGGGCAACCGAUGAUUCGGUGGUUCAGUGGUUAGGUGUUGGGUUUAGGGGUAAAAGGGUUCGAUCCCUGCCAAUUCGUUUUGCUUUAACAGCUUCCAAAAAAAUUUUUUUUGUUUUUUAUACUAUACAACAGUCAACAGGCUAGUUUUAAUCAUUUGAAUACAAAAAUUAAGCAAUUUGACAAAUUAUUAAACUUUAAAAUUUUUUGAAAAUUUUUUAUGUUUUGGAAAAAAGUUGAGCAACCUAUCACCUGGAAUAACGAAACCAACAGCAAAAGUAACUUUAUUUUCCCUGCCUUCAGAAAAUUUAACAGCUUCGGCGUCAUUGUAAGACAGCUGAUAAUCAGGGAAGUGACGAAUGUCAUCAGUCUUGAAUAUGUCAAACCAAUCACCAUUGGUGCGUCUACUCAAUAUAUUCAUAUUGGAAAAAUUUUCAAAAAAUUUUAAAGUUUAAUAAUUUGUCAAAUUGCUUAAUUUUUGUAUUCAAAUGAUUAAAACUAGCCUGUUGACUGUUGUAUAGUGUAAAAAACAAAAAAAAAUUUUUGGAAGCUGUUAAAGCAAAACGAAUUGGCAGGAAUCGAACCCUUAUCCUUUUACCCCUAAACCCAACACCUAACCACCGAAUCAUCGGUUGCCCUUGUUUUCUUUCUCGCUCCCAAUCGUUUUCAAACUCAAACCAAGGAAAGCACUGCAAAUUUUUAAACCGUCAUAACUUGCCUCAGGGGCUUAUUCGGCAGCUAAAUUUUUUUUGUUGAAUUUGUAUUCAAAUAGGCUUUCAAAUGAGCCUAGUCUCGAUUCAUAUCUCCGGAAUGAGGUGAGACACUUCCCUUGUAAGAGGGUAGUCAAAAUGGCUAUUCACCGUAAGGUAAUCACGUUUUCUGCAAAAGACAUGGUUGCAUUGUCUUAAAAAAUAGGUCUAAAUAGGUUCACUUGGCCUAUUUUACAAUUUUUGAACGAUUUACCACCGCAGUAAAUACUAAAUUUACUGUAGUAUUAAUGUUUAUUUUCAAAAAUUACGAUAGUAAUAAUGUUCACUUCUGAAAAUUACUGUUAUUAUGCCAUCCAUUCACACAAAUUUUACUUGUUUUCGAAUUCUGACUCUUUGGCCAUACGUACGACUUUGCGUACGCCUUAAAAUAGCUUUUUCUUUGUUACAUGUUCAAAAAUAGCUUUUUUCAACAUACAUUGUUAACAUUCUCUUUUUUGCUCCCACUCAUGUUAUACCAAGUUAUUACGUGGUUUUUGAGUUUUACGUUCUGUGGUACUUGUCUUUUAGGAAAAACAUAUUAAAAUUUAUUUUUACAUUUUGACUGAACCGUUAAGUUUUAUAUUUUUAUGCUUAAAUUACAGCCAAACAUAAAUUUUAAGGUUUUAAAAGUCUUGUCGUUUUUUAACGAUCAAUUCAAUACAAAUUAAAAACAAUACUUUUAGAAAUCCUAAUAAUUUAAAAUUCUAUUAAGAAUUGCGUUCGAAACCUAAAAACUUGUUUUCGGAAUGUUUUCAACUUGCGACAAUAUGGUUAAUUACACUUUACGUAAUGUCAAAGGAUGUGACGCAGAUUUGCAAAGAACGGCCCGAUACUACAAUUACUCCGCACUUUUUUUGUUCAGUUGCGUGCUGUUCAGCACGGAAUGCAAUAUCCGGUCGUGUAGCUGCAUGGGGGUGACUUUUGUAAUCGGUUUUUUACACUUUUGUACACGAGUUUACGAAUGGUUGUAUAUAAAUGUUAAAAAGUGUUUAAAAAAUGGAAAAAAUUCUAAAAAUAGGGUAUAUUGAAUUUGGUUUUUACAACUUUUGAGGUUUUUGGUUAAAAAUAACGGUUUUUGCAGCGAUUGUAAAGUUUUCCAAGGCAAUUCAUUAGUUUUUAAAGCCAUUUUAAACUUAAAAGUGAGGGUGAAAAGGCUGUAACAGGUGUUCUUUGUACCAAUUCUAAUAAGGUGUUACCAAAGGUGUGGUGAAUAAUAUACGAUGUCUCAACUCAUGUGAAAAAAAUUCUUUUUUUUUGAUUACAAACUUCAAGUUUUGCACUGAGAAUAUUGAGUUUUUAUCGUUCUUCUUUGAUGAAUCUCUUGAUUAAUGCUGAAUUUUUUAAUAUAAAUCUAGAUUUAAGCUUAAGGCUUAUAUUCAACUCAAUUUUAAACUUCUUCCAUUCUAUUAAUGGUAAUAGCUUAUCCUCCGGCAAUUCCUCCAAUCUUUAGCAUGAAAAAACGACAAAUUCUUAAUUGGAGCGCGAGUAUUAUGUGCUGAAAAACAACGGUGCAGACGGUUGUAUUGUGGUUGUUUUGAGGGAUUAAGGGAUCGCGAGACACGUGGGAGGAAAUAGGAUGCCCUGGGGCAUAAAACCCACUAUAAUGUUCGGUAAAACGAGGCUCAAAUUAAAAAAAACGGAACGGCCGAAAGGUUUUGUACAAAGCUUUUUGUAGGUAGUGUUGUGAGGAGAUAGUGAGUUGAUUUGAUUUUGCGGUCAAAAAUUGUGUGGAAUGGCCUGAAACGAAAUGUGAAGACGUAAAAAAGUGUCGUCUUGAAUUUGCUUUUGAUAUCGUUAGCCUUUCUUACAAAAAGAUCUCUUACUGAUAGACAAAAAUAUUAAAAUUGGUGGCAAGAAUACCAAUCUUGUAGCCAAACUUUGUAGCCACAACUGAUUCUAAAAUGUUUUCUGUCACGCUCUAGUUUGUCGGCUUUAUUUGUGGCCUGACGCCGAGUAUUUACGCAAAAAUUACUUGUUUUUAUUGUUAUGAUUGUCUUAAAAUGGCACAGACGGUUUCUGUCGCUUUAAAUAUUGUCAUAAUAAGAAUGUUGGUGUGAAGAGGCUGUAUUAGCUUUUGGCUAACGUCUAGUGUACAGGGUGCGACAAAAGUCCCCGGACAAACUUUUUUGUAUAUAUUAAGAAAAUUUUUUGAUCAAGCAUCUCUAGCUAGAGUAUUUGAGAUUUGGAGCAACUUGUUGUGGAGGGGUUGAGCUUUGGGUUAAAUAGUUGGGGAAGCUAGAGGAAGGGUGUUUUUAGUUGUGUUUUACUCGACAUCUUAUUCUUGCGAUUUAUCUUCUACUUUUUUAUUUCAUAUCGCUUGUAUUAAUACAAAAGUUUUGUCGUUUUUGAACUUUCAAAACACAGCAAAUUGACGACAAGACUUUUCUGACACUAAUAUUAUAAUACCACAAAUUAGUCAUGAUUUCGUCUCAAUUAGCACAAAACAUGCUUAAAACCCCUUCUCUGAUUCCAUCUUGACGUGCAUCUGUUGUGGCCAAACGUCUCAAUUCGCUUAAUUCGGUUAGUCACCACCAUGCCUCGAGGGCGUUUAAUCAUAAUGCGAAACUAAUUACUUAUGCCUGAUUAUUUAUUCGCCAAACAUUUGUUUUAGAGAUUUUUAAAUUAAAAUUCGGUGUUGUCCCGGGAACGCUGCGCGAAGUGGUUGGGCCGCUUCGCUCCCCAACUGGCAUUACUGCGCCCCACUGACCGCCGAAAGUAAUUUUCCUGUUUCCGACAAAGCCAUUAAAUUUUAAAGGCCUUUAAUUAGAUGUUGAUGAUUGCAUUACAAGGAAACUGUUUUUGGGGUUCUAUUUUGGCGAAGGGGUGAUAGGAUGGUGCACAAGUUUGGGGAAUUUCUUUUCAUUUUUUGUCGGUAAUUGCUGAUUUUUAUGUACCACAACGUCCUAUAUUAACUUCUUAAGCUUAAAUGGAUGUUACUUUGUAUGAUCAGUCUUCCUGAUGGGGCAGGGUGUUUGAUCCUGGGAUGGUUAAUGUAGUUUUUUGUGUUUUAAAAGGCCUCUCAUAUGGCGCUUUUUAGUUUUUCGGCAAAAAUUAACAAAUGAAAGUCUUCUUUUCAAACUUUUUUAGUUCCAAAGAAAAAGUCGCUUUUGGGCACGGUAGAUCGAUUUUAAGGUUUUACCUGUUUUUUGGUGUGGUGGCUUAUUUUUAGGCUUAGAUCGAUGUUUUAAUCUCUAAAAUAUGGUUUCGUUUUUGUGCACUAACCUAACCUUCUAUUCCUUCUACUUUAUCAUAUUCUAUCUUACUUUACUGUGUUUUGUUUUCUUUUUCUACCGACCAUUGAUUUUGCAUACCUUUUGCCAUUUUCCUUUAUUUUCCAAUUUUUUUCUCGUAAGUUUCGAAAAAUUGUUUUCCGUCUCGCGCAUUCGGUUCAAACCCUCCGCGAGCAGUCCGGGCCGAGCCCUGUAACUAAAUUUGGGACACAAGUGACAUUUAAGGCUUCAAGGCGUUGUUCCGGCGUCAGGAGUGCGCAGAGAUCCCCGAGAGCCGGGGGCUUUCCCAUUUUCAGGCCUGCGGGGCUUAAGGGGCAUUUUGUCUUUUUCCCUAUCCUGGGGCUUUCUUUCGUCGAAGAUCCUUCUUUUUUGUUUGUUGGGUUUUGUGGCCGGAUUCUGGGGCUUUGUUGGUGAGGAGCUUGAGCUUUCUUCGGUGAAGAUUCGGGGGUUUUCUCUGGUUUUUGAGGAGAUACACUUGAUUUUUGAUGCUUUUUUUAUUGUUAACUUGUCUUUUUGGAUGAGUUGUGGGAAGAAUGAUAAGAACGUUGCAAAAUUCUUUUAAGGAGACUACAUUGAAUCUUUUUAAGUCAUUUUAUGGCCAGUUCAUCAAUAAUUUUGUAUCUUUUCAUCGCUUUCCACCGGUAAUUCUAAGCCUCUACCCUCGCGCAAAACAGGAUCGUAGACUUUUAUGGAAAAGAAUAGGGAAACGAACCCUGAAGGCAGGACGCGGAGCGGGGUGGAGGCGGACGUAUUCAGCCCUCCGGCCUCCUCGACCUGUCCCUUUUUUGUGUUUUCGCGCGACUUCGGACAAUGACUUGGCCUUUUCCCUUAAUUAGAUCGUUUUCUCUGCGUCCAAUUUGCCCACGGGUUCGUUUUACUGGUGACUUUGUCUAUGACAUGUGUGGCCUCUAAUUAUCCACCCCACUCAAUAACGAGCCCAUGAUUUGGGCCCCAAGAAACGGACGGGUAAAGACGCCAAUUACGGCUUAUACCUUUUCGGGAAUUAGCUAAUGAGGAUUGUUGACGGAACUGCUGUUAUAGAUUGUCAUAAACUGAUGGAUUUGGGGUCAUUUCUUUUCGUAAUUAUUUUUUUGGCAGGGUAGUUCUUAAGGCAUUGGGAGGGUACCUAAAGUUCGGUUUUUUUUUCAUUUUUUAAUUAUUGGUUUAUUGUUUAUCUAUUAAAAUAUUUAUUUUUAUUACCCAGUUAAAUACUUUUUUGGAUUUUUCUUUUCCCGCCAAACACCUAUUUCAAAAAAAUUUAAAAACAAACAUUUAAGCCCGUAAUUACCGCAAUCCCUGGUUUCAGACAACCCACGUACCUCAAUCACUCCACAGUCACCGGAUCAGCGUUGACUCUGCUCACGAACUACAGUAGUUCGGGCUCUUCGUCUCUCGUCUCCUCCAACCCAUCAUCGGCCCAAAAUACGACCGCACAGUGUUCGCAGAUCCCUUCGCUGAACCACGAAUUCACCUCCACCUCACCCACGCCUCCAUUGUCGGCACGAUCGACGGAAUCUCGAGCUCAGCCGACGUCUGAAGAGAUGACUAAUCGGCUGCGGAGGCCGUUGUCGGCGAUCGGAAGUCUGAUGAGCGCUUCACAGUCGGCCGAAAAUGGCUCACAGUCGUCGCACGACGAACCUGGAGAUGUGCUGACGACGGAAGGACUCUCCAAGAAUCUCAGGUUUAGUCCGUCAAAGUUUAGAAGGGUAAGGCUUUGAGUAUUUCGGGGUGAAAAUGCUCCCUUCAUCCUCUUCUGGCUAGAUUAAAACUUCUCUUAAAUUUUGAAUUAUAAUAACUUUUUUACCAAAACUUAACUUACAAUAAUAUAACAUAAUACACCACCAAUCUUCCAGUUAUUCCAACGAAACGCCGGCUCCGAAUCCUCGGCUUCGACGGACGAAAAGGCGUCGAAGAAGCAACUGCAACGCUCGUCCACUGUGGAUGGAGGUAAGCGACAGUUAUUUCGGGCGUUUAAUCCUUGCGGAUUAAGCGUGUACUUUCCCGGUUUGUUUCCCUUAUUUUGUCAAGUGUGUGUUGUCAAGUGGUUGUAAAUUUAGUUUCCAAACCGGAAGUGGUGCCGGCGUCCGAGUUGAACGGCUUCACGUCCUACAUCAAGGUGCCGGACAUUAAUGCCAACAACGUCGGAGGGGACAGUCCCAAGCUUGGUGUCAGGAAUCAGAGUCUUGAGGAAAGAGAUCGGAAUCACGAAGGAAGGAAUCAGAACGUUGAGGUGAAGAAUCAGAAGUUUGUAAAUGAUUUGAAUUUUAUCGUUAGCAAUCAAAGUCGAAGCCUCAAAAAUCAACCUUCCGUCAACAAUCAGAAUUCGAAAAAUCAAAAUCCACUCCAGAAGAACCAAAACCUCUCCGUCAAAAGUCUGAAUCUCACUGUAAAGGACUCGAACGUCGACAAUAAUCGUCUGACGGUCAACAAUUUCGAAUUCGACCGAAAACCUCGGAAGCCCCACAAAAGUCAUUCUGUCGAGUCGAUCGGUGACAUUCAGAUGACACCGCGCAUUGAGCAAGUAGCACAGGACGAUGAGAAUCAGAAGCCGAUCGAGCGAGGACGUCAAAGCCGAAUGAAACGCUUCACUCACCGUUGCAAGGAAUUGACUACAAAAGCCAGAAGACGCGGCCAUUCUAUGACUCCACGCAUCAGUAAGUGGUGUUGUAACUCUGUAGUAUAAGGUUGUUACUAUGUGAACAGGUGUAAAUGUUGUUAUUUAGACUUAGUUUCAGGAUCUCCAACCUCAUCGGCUCCACAUUCGCCUUCUGACCUAUCGUACACAAGUGAAUGCAAGAAUGACGAUGAUAUUCCCUCAUUUUUAAGAGUCUGUGUUCAACAUAUUGAAAGGGUAAGUUGAGUUUACAUUGUAAAAGUAUACACUGAAAUAAAAAUGUGAUUAUUUUGAAGUCACGUAUUACUUUUAGGUAACAAAAGUUUCUUUUUUAUUUGAAAAAUGAUUGUUUUGAAGCUGAAAAUUACAAUUUUUAGCAAAAAAAAUUUUAUAGCUUAAAAGCAGCGUACAUCAGCUAAACCUUUACAUUUACAGGUUGGAGGCUUAGACACCGAAGGUCUGUACCGUACAUCUGGAAAUCAAGCCGAAGCCAACGAACUCGAAGCCCAUUUCCGACGUACUGGACAGUUCAAACCCGACGCCGAACUCUCCAGUGCUGUAACAGCUCUCAAGAACUACGUCAACGCCUUUGCCGAGCCUUUGAUCCCUACCCGACUUCACGAAGAGAUCAUCAACAUCUUCUCGGACCGUGACGAUGUCUACGAUUCUCGGCCGUUGGAAACCAAAUCUCUGGAUCGCCUAAGGCGUUUGUUUGAACGAGAACUGCCUCGAGUCAAUGCUCGCACUUUGAUGUUCCUCUGUGCCCAUCUGUGUCGUGUAGCCGACAAUCGUGCUCGGAACCUGAUGCCAACUAGUAAUUUGGCCCUGAUCUGGAGCGCCAGUAUUUUCCGACCAGAACUGACGAGUGUCAGCAAAUCAGCCUCAUUGCUGGCCAGAUACCACGUGGCGUGCUAUUUCUGCAUCAAACAUCAUCACAUCCUGUUCUCUCUUCCUCCAUAA
Bursaphelenchus okinawaensis is the source of this 14354-nucleotide messenger RNA. The record is from the annotation of a GenBank genome assembly. NCBI's taxonomy places the organism in Eukaryota, Metazoa, Nematoda, Chromadorea, Rhabditida, Aphelenchoididae.